Rotaria socialis is the source of this 657-nucleotide messenger RNA. NCBI's taxonomy places the organism in Eukaryota, Metazoa, Rotifera, Eurotatoria, Philodinida, Philodinidae. The record is from the annotation of a GenBank genome assembly.
AUGAAUUUCUUAAAAGUUCGUUUGAAUGAAGAUGAAUUUAAUAUUGAAUUGCGCCAUUAUUAUUUAAUUCAAUUGAUAUUAAAUGAAAAAUGGAAUGAGACUUUAAAUCUUUUAGAACAAACUCCUUCUAUUCAUUCAAAUCUUAUUCAAUUUCAAUUUAAAUGUUUAUCAAUGAAAAUAGAAAAUAUUUUCCGAGAGAGUAAUUAUAAUAAGUCGGCUGAAUUCUCUAAUAAAGAAGAAAGUUUUGUUUGUUAUAAUAAAAAUGAUCGAAGUUAUUCAUCGUCAUCAUUAAACUCGAUUGAAUCGUUUCAUCAAAAUAUUUUAUUUUCCUCAAAAGGAAAAUUUUAUAAGAAGAAAUCUUUCAAUUGGAUACAAAUGGGUAAAGGUGAAUGUGAAAUUUUUCAAAAUAGUCCAACAGAAAUAUUUAUUCGACUUUGGAUUGUAAAAAAUUCUUCAAUAAAACUUGUUCUUCUGGUUAAUAUUAUUCAAUUAGAUCAUUUUUCUCUUUUAUCAACAAAAAUGUCUUCAUUAACAAUUCAAUUUCAAGCAAAAAAUCAAUGUGACUAUCCACUUUCAAAUCAUUUUAAUUUAUAUAAAUUGAAAUUUAAUUCAAUGUUUGAUUUUAUCCAGUUGAAAACUGCAUUAACAUUGAGAUGA